AUGGAUGUCCAAGGCAAUGUCGAUUCGGAGCAGCCCAGUAUGCGUGACCCAGCGCGUCUUUGCUGCCUUGCCCUUGCCUCCACCUUAGGAAGCGGCAAGCUUGCUUACCCGGAUAGCCAAGCGUACAACGCAUCGCUGGCAUCAUACUAUUCGUUGCAGCAAGAGGGUAUCCGUCCAGCCUGUAUCCUAUCCCCCCAGACAACUCAAGACGUCUCGGAAGCAGUGAAGAUCUUGGCAAAGCAAACGGCCAAUGGUCUGUGCGAAUUUGCCAUCAGGUCCGGUGGCCACACCAGCUGGGCAGGUGCCUCCAAUAUUGCUGGAGGCGUGACACUGGAUCUGCGCGGGCUCAACGGCAUCGACGUCAUCGAAGAUGGGAAAACGGUCCAGGUCGGUCCCGGCGCAUCAUGGGACGCCGUCUACCGGAAGCUUGACCCCCUGGGACGCAGCGUCGCGGGCGGUCGCGUGGCUGGCGUGGGCGUGGGCGGGCUGACCCUGGGAGGCGGCAUCUCUCACCUGUCACCCCAGCACGGCUGGACUUGCGACACGGUCCGAAACUAUGAGGUCGUCCUGAGUGACGGAGCGGUGGUCAACGCAAAUCGGGAUGAGAACGAGGACCUGUUCUUUGCGCUCCUCGGCGGCGGUAACAGCUUCGGCGUGGUCACCCGCAUCGACUUCGAAACCUACGAGCUGGGCCUGGUCUGGAGUGCUUCCGUGAUGUCUGCCACCUCUGUGCUUGACGCCAACAUCAAGGAGUUUGUCAGACUCAGCGCAGCCGACGCCUAUGACGAAAAGGCUUCGUUCCUCUUGUCAUUUGCUUACAUCGGCUCUAUGAAUCUCACAGCCCUCGCCAACACACUCCUGUAUGCCGAUGCGGUGGAAAACCCUCCGGUCUACCAGAACCUCAUGAAGCUACCGGCGCUACAAGUCAGCACGGGACUGAAAAACAUGACCACCUUGUCUGUCGAAGCGGAGGCCAUGGUCCCGAAAGGGGCUCGUUCUCUCUACCGCACCCACACCGUCAUCUCGACCGAAGCCGUGCUCCAUGCCGUGCACAAGGUUUGGAGCGACGCCGUUGCCGUUAUCAAGAACGUUUCGGGUAUCUCAUGGGUCACGUCGUUCGACCCUCUCCCUCCGUCCUUCUACGCUCGUCACGCGGCCUCGAACGCUCUGGGCUUGACCGGUCGGGAUGGUGCCGCGCUGCUUGUGAUGUUGCUAGACGUCAGGUGGAGCGAGGCGGCUGAUGACGAGAAGGUCGCCUCCACUGCUGAAUGGCUAUUUGACAAUAUCAAGAAAGAGGCACAAGCUCUCGGCGCAUAUGACCCAUUCAUCUAUCUCAACUACGCAGGCCCAGAUCAGGACCCGAUAGCGACCUACGGUGCGGAGAAUGUGGAGCGGCUGAAGGCAGUCCGGAGCCGAGUAGAUCCUGGUGGGCUGUUCACCGAGCAGGUGCCCGGGGGCCACAAAGUUCCCAGUAGAUGA
Messenger RNA from Diaporthe citri, 1479 nucleotides. RefSeq lists its product as uncharacterized. Bases 1 to 1479 code for a protein of 492 amino acids. NCBI's taxonomy places the organism in Eukaryota, Fungi, Ascomycota, Sordariomycetes, Diaporthales, Diaporthaceae. Gene Ontology annotation, molecular function: oxidoreductase activity; FAD binding. The record is from RefSeq and is a predicted model, not a curated record. The transcript has 3 exons.